Molecule: messenger RNA, 1719 nt
Organism: Penicillium subrubescens
Lineage: Eukaryota; Fungi; Ascomycota; Eurotiomycetes; Eurotiales; Aspergillaceae
Exons: 4
Coding region: 1-1719 (572 amino acids)
Biological process (GO): regulation of DNA-templated transcription; DNA-templated transcription
Molecular function (GO): DNA-binding transcription factor activity, RNA polymerase II-specific; DNA binding; zinc ion binding
Source: RefSeq, a predicted model, not a curated record
AUGAUAACCACUAACCGUCGACGGCGCAACCUCGGCGCUUGCGACUGUUGUCGUGCUCGACGGACAAAGUGCGACGGAUCGCGGCCGAAAUGUGGGACUUGCGCCCGGCGGAAAGUUGACUGCAUCUAUCCCGAAGUGCCGAGUCCGACCCAAUCGAGAGUGGAAAUAGAGUUGUGCACCAUCCGGGAUCGACUGAAUAGUAUCGAGAAACUGUUUUCUUCCGCUCAGCAGGACCGAUGUUGCCUGGUUAAACAGGUGCCCGCCGCCAUACCGAUCUCCGGCUGGGGCCGAGAGCAGAACGGUAAAGUAGAUGAACUUAGAUCUUCUUCCGUUCCAUACAUGGUGAUUCAGAACGCGGCUUUUAUGGAACUCGUGGGCCUCGAAAGCGACCUUGCUCGCCGUAUGACCGAUGCUGAACGAGCAAUGGUUCCGACGCCCUAUCCCUUGUCCCUUGGAGUGCGCAAGUUCUUUUCCAGCGGUUCCAGCCCGAUCAGCGCUCUCACGGCUUUUUUCAACAAAAUCCAUAGCUGGUACCCUAUCCUUAGCCUUCGGCUGCGCGAUAAGCUCUUUAACAUAGGAGACCUACCAAAAAGUGCUUCCGAGCGCUGUCUGUAUCUGAUCUUAGUGGCGAUAGGUUCGCUGGCCCAGUAUGACUCGCUGCAUGCGGCGCUCAGAGAGCGACCCGACGCUCCAUUAAUGGAAGAGGCGCUGCUUCUACUGCCGACGGUGCUUCUCGAAAGCGGUCCCACGGCCUUGCAAUGUCUAAUAUUUCUGAGCACGUACUAUUUAUGCCUAGUCAAGCCCUGUCAAGCGCACGAUUAUAUUCUCAUUGCGUCUAUGCGUGCCCAGAACCUGCUGAAGAGUGCCUCUCUCAACCCAGAAGACCAGGAACUUAUUCGGCGUGCAUUAUGGGUGACUCUGUUGAUCGAAAUUGAGCUAGCAAUCCAGCUGGAUCUGGCUAGUAGCGGCAUCUGGACCCUCGAUAACGAAAUCCCUCUACCGUCUUGGUCACAGCAUGUAGAUGAGGUACUGCCAUCUCCUUUCAGUACGCCAGUUGACACUCCUGGCCGCCCGUUCAGCAGUCCUCAGUCCCCGAGUCAGCUCUUGUCAUACUUCCUGGCGGAGAUCGCCAUGCGGCGGAUGCUCCAACGCUGUACAACAUCGACCCGAAUAUUACCGAGCGGAAAGCAAAUUUUCGCUCGCGUUAUAUCGACUGAGUUGGAAUUGCAGCUUGAGCAGUGGCACUCGCACCUACCGGAAUACCUACGCUUCGAUCGCUAUUGCAUUUCCGAGUGCAAUAUCAAUCCGCAAUUGCUCUUUCUUCGAACCCAAUACUAUGCGUACAGAGCGUCAAUUCUGUGGCCGGCAGUCCACCAGGUCAUGGUAGAAAGAGAGCAAUACGAUACAACGCUCCUGUCGUUCUGCCUUGAAUUUUAUCGAUCUUAUAACCACUUCGUUCUGAGUGCAGUUGCCUGUAUCCCGCAGUGCCUUCCGAACACAUGGACACUUUAUGCCAGUGUAUUUAUCAUCACCAUGGCGGCACUUCGAGCAAAAGAGAGCCCCGGCCUAUCCAGCAUUAUCACUCCGGAAAUUUUGAAGGGUAUCCAUGCUGCCGUGCAGCUGUUCGAGGAUGCCGCGGAGCUUGGUCCAUCACUACAUACGAUGCAGGGUAUUUUAGCUGAGGCUGUAGCAAAAAUGAGCAGGGGAAUAUCUCCUUGA